AUGAAAACCAACGACCACUGGUUCACUCACGGAGCACCAUUCGUCACGCCAGUCACCGACACAUACCCAUUCAUCUCCACCUACACCCAUGAAACUCUCUCCGGAAAGUCCGUCCUAAUCACAGGCGCCUCCCGCGGAAUCGGCCUCCAAACAGCCAUCCACUUCGCCAAAGCCGGCUGUUCGCACAUCGCCCUCGCCGCCCGCUCCUCCCUCUCCUCCGCAAAACAAGCAGUCGAACACGCAUCGCCCUCUCAAACACCCCUCACAAUCCUCACUCUAGCCCUCGACAUCUCCUCCCCCUCGCAGGUCCAAGCAGCCGCAGCCGAAGUGAAGAAAGCCUUCGGCACCCUCGACAUCCUCAUCAACAACGCAGGCUACCUAAUGCAAUUUCAAAAUAUCGGAGACACCGACCCCCUCGCCUACUGGAUGACCUGGGAAACAAACAUCAACGGGACAUACCUCGUCACGCGCGCCUUCCUCCCCCUCCUCCUUGCCUCAACCCUCAAGACCAUAAUCAACAUAUCCAGUUCCGGCGCGCACGUCGUCAUCCCCGGUGCAUCUGCCUACCAGGCCUCCAAACUCGCUCUGAUUAGGCUGACAGAGUUUCUGGAUGCGGAGUACGCUGCGCAAGGUCUUAUUGCCAUUGCGCUGAACCCGGGAGGCGUAGUCACGGAAUUAGCGCGGAAGAUGCCGGAGUAUAUGAUGGGGUAUUUGACGGAGACGGUGGACUUGCCGGCGGAUACUUUGGUUUGGCUUUGUCGGGAGAGGAGGGAGUGGCUGGGGGGAAGGUUUGUGACUGCGACGUGGGAUAUGGAGGGGUUGGAGGAGGAGGGAAGAGAUAGUGGAGAAGGAUUUGCUUAA
Molecule: messenger RNA, 861 nt
Organism: Didymosphaeria variabile
Lineage: Eukaryota; Fungi; Ascomycota; Dothideomycetes; Pleosporales; Didymosphaeriaceae
Exons: 1
Coding region: 1-861 (286 amino acids)
Molecular function (GO): oxidoreductase activity, acting on the CH-OH group of donors, NAD or NADP as acceptor
Source: RefSeq, a predicted model, not a curated record